Cynara cardunculus var. scolymus (artichoke) is the source of this 2620-nucleotide messenger RNA. Its product is annotated as ATP-dependent DNA helicase DDM1. The coding region runs from base 100 to 2361 and encodes 753 amino acids. The transcript is spliced from 16 exons. The record is from RefSeq and is a predicted model, not a curated record. NCBI's taxonomy places the organism in Eukaryota, Viridiplantae, Streptophyta, Magnoliopsida, Asterales, Asteraceae. Gene Ontology annotation, cellular component: nucleus. Gene Ontology annotation, molecular function: ATP-dependent chromatin remodeler activity; ATP binding; DNA binding.
CUCUCUGCCACUCUCCAAUCUCCAUUGAUAUCGGACCUUCCAUCCUCCUUCUCCUUCUCCUUCAAGCUUCCUGCAGAUAUUCAAGGUUUUGUCCGAGAGAUGGUGCCUAAAAAUGAAGUCGUGGAAGAACCACAAGCAGAUUCUCCGACGUCGGUGCUUGAGGACGAGGACAUCUGCAAGGAGAAAGUUGGUGUGAAGGUGGACGAGGAACUGUUUCUUGAGGCAAAAAAUGGGGACGCUUCUCUCAUAUCAACUGCAAUGGCAGAGGAGGAAGAUAAGCUUGAAAAGCAACGGCAUCUUGAAGAAGAAAAUAUGGAAAAAGAAGCGCCCCCCUUGAGUGAAACACAAUUCACUAAGCUGGACGAGCUUCUUACUCAGACUCAGCUUUAUUCUGAGUUCUUGUUGGAGAAAAUGGAUGACAUAACAAAGAAUGGGUUGACCGAAGAUGUUGUUGAAGUUAAGGAGGAGAAGAAGAGAGUUCGUGGUUCAAAAAGAAAAGCUGCCUCAAAUUACAACAGAGGGAAGGCCAAGAAAGCUGUGGCAGCCAUGCUUACACGGUCUGAAGAAGGCACUCCCUCUAAAGAUAUUAAUCUUAGCAAGGAAGAGAAAGCUGAAAAAGAGCAGGCUGAGCUUGUUCCCUUGUUGACUGGUGGAAAAUUGAAACCUUAUCAAAUUAAAGGUGUCAAAUGGUUAAUCUCAUUAUGGCAAAAUGGCCUUAAUGGUAUUCUUGCAGACCAGAUGGGGCUUGGCAAGACAAUCCAAACUAUUGGUUUUCUUGCACAUCUAAAAGGGAAGGGCUUGGAUGGCCCAUACUUGGUUAUUGCUCCUUUAUCUACUCUGUCAAAUUGGGCAAAUGAGAUAUCAAGGUUUGUGCCCUCUGUGAAUGCAAUUAUCUAUCAUGGGAAUAGGACGGAGAGGGAUGGAAUAAGGAGAAAGAGUAUGCCAAAAUCAGUAGGCCCAAAAUUUCCCAUUGUAAUUACCUCAUAUGAAAUAGCAAUGAACGAUGCUAAGAAACACUUGAGGCAUUACAAUUGGAAAUAUCUCGUGGUUGAUGAGGGUCACAGAUUGAAAAAUUCUCAAUGCAAAUUAUUGAGAGAGUUAAAAUGGCUGCAUGUUGAAAACAAGCUUUUGUUGACUGGUACACCUCUUCAGAACAAUCUAGCAGAACUUUGGUCAUUGCUGAAUUUCAUCUUGCCUGAUAUUUUCUCAUCCCAUGAGGAAUUUGAGUCAUGGUUUGAUCUCUCUGGAAAGUCCAACAAUGAGGAAGGCGCAGAAGGGAAAAAAGCACAUGUGGUGGCAAAAUUGCAUGCUAUAUUGCGUCCUUUCCUGCUAAGAAGAAUGAAAGAGGAUGUCGAGCAUAUGCUUCCUCGCAAGAAAGAAAUUAUCUUGUAUGCUACCCUUACUGAACAUCAAAGAAACUUCCAGGAUCAUCUAGUCAACAAGUCGCUGGAAGCGUAUCUACGUGAGAAAGUGGACACAGGUCGUGGUGUGAAAGGGCAGCUUAACAAUUUGAUGAUUCAGCUCCGGAAAAAUUGCAACCAUCCUGACCUCUUAGAGGCAGCUUUUGAGGGUUCCUGUUUUUAUCCACCUGUAGAACAGAUAGUAGAACAGUGUGGAAAAUUUCAGUUGCUGGAAAGAUUGCUGCAAAAGCUAUUUGCUCGCAAGCACAAGGUUCUAAUUUUCUCUCAGUGGACUAAAAUUUUGGAUAUCAUGCAUUACUACUUCAGUGAGAAGGGUAUGGAAGUAUGUAGAAUUGAUGGCAAUGUGAAAUUGGAGGAGAGAAGAAGACAAAUCCAGGAGUUCAAUGAUAUGAACAGCAAUUAUAGAAUAUUCCUUCUGAGCACAAGGGCUGGUGGGCUAGGAAUCAAUCUUACUGCAGCUGAUACCUGCAUAUUAUACGACAGCGACUGGAAUCCUCAAAUGGAUUUACAGGCAAUGGACAGAUGUCAUAGAAUCGGGCAGACAAAGCCUGUUCAUGUGUACAGGCUUGCAACUGCCCAGUCUGUCGAGGGUCGAAUUCUGAAAAGAGCUUUCAGCAAGUUGAAGCUCGAGCAUGUAGUGAUCGGUAAAGGUCAAUUUCAACAGGAAAAGACAACCGGCACGGAAGUCCUGGAAGAAGAGGACAUGUUGGCUCUUUUACGAGACUCGGAGAAUCCUGAAGACAAAAUGAUACAGACGGAUAUCAGUGACGAUGAUCUUGAGAGAGUGUUGGAUCGAAGCGAUCUAAUUGCUGCUGGCCCUGCAAAAGAAGCAGAUGGGAAGCCAGACUUUGUGAUCAGUACAAUUCCACUUAAAGGCCCUGGCUGGGAGGUUGUGUUACCUACAGCUACUGGAGGGAUGCUUUCAACUGUCAACAAUUAAAAACCUUCUUUCCCAUUCUGCCCUUUUUGUUUCUCUUUUAUUUGCCUGCCAUAUAUGAAGUAUGUCUUGUCUUUUUGUGGUGAGAGAUGGGAUUUUGGAUCUAGAAAUAGGAUAUUGACCUUCUGAAUAGUUUUGUAACUUGUAAGUAGGUUCCUUCAUGUAACUGACCAUUUGGCAACAGAGAAUGGGCAGAAGGGAGCGUUAUGGAGCUUUCUCUCUCCUUUACUCUUGACAUCAUUUUUUAAUUCUAAAUGUGAGA